Trichogramma pretiosum is the source of this 752-nucleotide messenger RNA. RefSeq lists its product as uncharacterized. The transcript has 5 exons. The record is from RefSeq and is a predicted model, not a curated record. NCBI's taxonomy places the organism in Eukaryota, Metazoa, Arthropoda, Insecta, Hymenoptera, Trichogrammatidae. The coding region runs from base 42 to 752 and encodes 236 amino acids.
AAGGGGCAUAUUAAAUCAUAUCAAUAGAAAAGUGAGAAUUCAUGCUAUCCACUGGUAUAUUUUUUUUUCUUAUUUCAAUGAUAAUCCUACGGUUACUGUCGACAUUAAUGCCAUAUAUGGUGUUAACGGGUUAUUUUUAUAAUGAAAGCUUAGCAAUCAAGGUCUUCAGCAGCCGAAAUAACACAAUUAACGAAGCGAUAACUUACUCCAAUCAGUCAAAAAUCAUGGGAACCUACAAGGAGUUUGUAAAGUCUAUACAAGCUGAUAGACAAAAUGUACAGCAGGAAAAUAGUAUCUAUGAAUCUUACACCGUUUCAAUUAGUCCAACUUAUUUCAACAGAAGAUCGGAAAAAAGUGAUGGCAUAAGUAAUGAUCUCAAUUAUAAAUCGAAACCACUGUUUAUGAGCAGUUUGUCACAUUACGGCAACAGCAAUGAAUCAAAAUCAACUUUUAAGAUUAUAAAACAAGAUAAUAACUACAUCGUUGAAUGGAAAUGCGAACUUUCACUUCUUAUAUUCACGUUAAUACAAAAUAAGAACUUUCCUAAGACGCCCGAUGCAAUUUUAGCUUCGUAUUCAGCAAAUACAAAAAAAUAUAAAACUAUGAAUGAGUCGUUACAGUUAUGCAAAAUAGUAUGCAGAAAGAGUAAAGUAGAUGAAAAUGACUGGGAUUUAGCUAACGUACAUUACGUGACAAACAACGAUAUGAUCAAAACUGUAACUAAACAUGGAUAUCUUGGAAAUGUCACAUAG